UUGAUGUUUAAGAAGUCUGCUCCUUUUUUGAUAUCCUUGUCAAAUACACUUACCUCUUACUAUUAGAAGUAUAAGUGAUUCCAAAACUUUGCACAUAUCUGAAAAGUUAACCAUUAAGUCACUCAGUUAUGUAGUAUUUCAUGUAAAAACAGCAGUGCUUCAGUAUUGGAGAAGUAAGGUUGUCAUUUUGUUGGGGUUUGGAUGUUAAGUAUUUUAGGGUGAUCUGGUAGGCACAUUUGCAGUGUACUUGAAGAACCAUUUUUGCAAAGAAUAAAAAUUUUUUUUGAAACUCUUUUUCUGUAGGAGAGUACUGGAUAUGAAGGCACGUGAAAUAGAAACCUACGUUAAUAUGAGACUAAAGAAGAAAAAUAUAGUAAUGGAACUUGGUGUGUUUCUGAGCAGUCUGUCGCUGGGUUCCUAUGUCUGUAGGUUAAAAAAAUAAUUGCUCAUGUAGCCAACGAGGAAAUGUAAACACACUGUUUAUAUCUGUCUGUCUAUCUAAUGGGAAUUUCAUAGUUGCUGGGUGUUUUGAUAUUCUUUUCAAUUCAAAUAUAUUUUUUGAGUGGCCCUCAUGUGGUAGCCUCUGUCUUUAUAACACCCCUCUGAGACAGGCAGAAAUUGUUCUUGACAGAUGGAGAAACUGAACUUUGGAGAUUAGCUGAUCCUUAUUACCCGGUUCUACUAUGUUGAUUAAUUAUCCUUCUUAACAAAAACCCUAUGACCAUGACUUUUAUUUCAAUUUCCUGCUUUACGACAUCUGUCACAAAGCUUCUGCAGGAUUUCAUUUCCACUCGAAUGUCUGAUAGUUGUCUCAAACUUAACAUGACCCAAACUGAACUCCUGUUUUUUUCCUUUCCAGUCUUCCUGAUCUCAGUAAAUGGUGCCACCAUUCAACCAGUUGCUCAGGCCCCAAACUUCAGAGUCAUCCUUGACUGCUCUUCUCUCAUAUCCCGUGUCUAAUCCAUCAGCAGAUGAAUAAUACUGCAGCCAGCCCAAUGUCUACUACCACUUCAAGUAGUGGAAGAAGUACAGGGAAGUCUAUAAGCUUUGCAGCAGAUUUACAGAGUAUGAUGUUUUCUUUAGGGGAUGCUAGGAGGCCUCUUCACGAAACAGCAGUUUUGAUAGAAGAUGUGGUACACACUCAGUUAAUUAAUCUGUUACAGCAAGCUGCUGAAGUUGCUCGGCUUCGGGGAGCAAGGGUAAUCUCUGAUGAAGAUCUUCUGUUUUUGAUGCGCAAAGAUAAGAAAAAACUUAGAAGACUGCUAAAAUACAUGUUUUUCCGAGACUACAAAUCAAAGAUUAUCAAAGGCAUAGACGAGGAUGAUCUUCUGGAAGACAAAUUGAUUGGCAGCAAUAAUGCGAGCAAAAGACAAAAAACUACUCAAGACUUUCUCAACUCUAUUGACCAAACAGGAGAACUCUUGGCAAUGUUUGAAGAUGAUGAAAUUGAUGAAGUUAAACAAGAAAGAAUGGAGAGAGCAGAAAGACAAACUCGAAUUAUGGAUUCAGCUCAAUAUGCAGAAUUCUGUGAAAGUCGACAAUUAAGUUUCUCCAAAAAAGCCUCCAAAUUUCGAGACUGGUUGGACUGCAGUAGCAUGGAGAUAAAACCCGAUGCUGGCGCUAUGGAAAUUUUAGCAUAUUUAGCACAUGAAACUGUGGCACAGUUAGUGGAUCUGGCUCUUCUUGUGAGGCAGGACAUGGUAGCCAAGGCAGGAGACCCCUUCAGCCACGCCAUUUCUGCAACCUUCAUUCAGUAUCACAACUCUGCUGAGGGGUCUUGCCUGAAGUCCUACCCAGACUCCCCUGAGAACACACCUCCUCCUACACCAACAGCUCCAUCAUCUGGAUCACAGCACUCAGGGAAAACCACAUCAGGAUCCCUAGGGAAUGGGAGCGCUGGACAAGAGUCAGCUAAAACCAAGCAAAAGAAAAGAAAAAAGAACACUGCGGCCUGUGGUGUUGAGGCCCACAGCGAUGCCAUCCAGCCCUGCCACAUCAGAGAGGCCGUUCGACGCUACGGCCACAAGAUUGGCCCCCUUUCCCCGUUCACAAGUGCCUACCGCAGGAAUGGGAUGGCUUUUCUGGCCUGCUGAUGUGACUGUGACUGCAACAACAGGAAAGGCAAUGUUAUAUUAAGGUGAUUUCUUUUCCCUCCUUGGACAAAAUAAAAUACAAGUUUACCUUCUCCGUAUCCUUGGGAGUGGGUUGGUUUGUUGUGACUAUCAACUGGCUGACUCCAGCUCUUUUCCAGCCCCCUCAACGCUUAGUCUUGUUUACUAGAAGGGCCCUUUAGCUAAUUAAUGGCAGGAUGUUUGGGAUAGUGUGUAGGUGGACAAGAAUGCAGAUCACACAAUUUUGAAAUUUUAAUUUGGAGUGGAUUCACUGCCCUCAGCUCACAUGUCUUAAAAGCAGUGUCUUUUUUUUUUUUUUCACUGUUUAGUCUAUGUUUUAUUUGAUGUAUUUUGUAAUCUAGGUUUGAGACAAAGGAAACAAAAUUAAAAGGACAGUCAGUUUCCCCCUUGCUCUAUCCCACCAACUUUACUUUCCAACAUCUGCUGACUGUAUCUACAUGCAUUUUAGAGACAAAUAUCCAUUUUAUAAACUCACGCUAAUCAAAGACCUAAUUGACCUGGUGAGCUGUCUGUUCCCAUCUUCUCUUCUUUUCACCCUGCUUAGAGGAUAUGUGUCAUUUUCAUGCCCUUUUCCCAACUUCCUGCGUGUCUGCCUAUCAUGUGUGCUCUCCUCACAUAGACCCUCUUCCCCCGUCUUCAUUUCUCUCCUUUCCCUAUCCCUCCAGUCCCCGGGCCCACCCUCACACACAGGCUGUGCCCAUUUAGAAGCAAAGUAAUCAGAAUCAAUAGGAGGGGAGCCGGUGGCUUGCUUCCUCCCGGCCAAGCACCAGCACGCCUCAACUGGAUGUGCGGACUGGGAUUUCCUGCUGGUAGCAGCUGAGCUACCCUUCUGGCAUCUAUACUUUCUCAGUGAAUGAGGAACUGUAACUCUUGGAAACAAACCAAAAUAUAGCAGAUGUAAUUAUGCAGUUCCUGAUUAAACUUGAAUUGCAAAAAAGGAAGUUAUUUCUUUAAUUCUGUAGGAGUUUUAUGUAAUUUUACUUUUAUCGUGGUUUUUAUACACACUGAAUCAGCCUUUGUAAAGAAUUAAUAAAAACAGAAAUGAGAAGCAUGAAAGAUUUUCCUCUUGUGACCAAAUCAUUGUGAGGCUCAGUUAAUAUGAUUGUGCCAUAUUAUUCACAUUUGUUAACUAUCAUUUACCUGUUCUAUGUUAGUUCUUCUGGAAAAAAUCUUCAUGUCAAGAACAAAAAAACGCAGAUAUAUAAUAUCAAAAAAUUGCCAAAGGGUUUUGAUGUUCCAUCUGUGCUUGUUGAAAUGUAUGAUUAAACUUUUCUUUUUAUCAUCA
This is a messenger RNA of Diceros bicornis minor, 3417 nucleotides long. It is a transcript of the gene SUPT3H, whose product is annotated as SPT3 homolog, SAGA and STAGA complex component. The record is from RefSeq and is a predicted model, not a curated record. Gene Ontology annotation, molecular function: protein heterodimerization activity; transcription coactivator activity. The transcript is spliced from 12 exons. Gene Ontology annotation, biological process: transcription by RNA polymerase II. NCBI's taxonomy places the organism in Eukaryota, Metazoa, Chordata, Mammalia, Perissodactyla, Rhinocerotidae. The coding region runs from base 972 to 2093 and encodes 373 amino acids.